Oncorhynchus keta (chum salmon) is the source of this 962-nucleotide messenger RNA. RefSeq names its product germ cell-specific gene 1-like protein. Bases 324 to 962 code for a protein of 212 amino acids. Lineage: Eukaryota; Metazoa; Chordata; Actinopteri; Salmoniformes; Salmonidae. The transcript has 4 exons. Gene Ontology annotation, cellular component: plasma membrane. The record is from RefSeq and is a predicted model, not a curated record.
UCUUGGGCAUGGUCUUUCCCUCGACACGAGCCAAAGAUAUCACAGUCCGACGCAGAUAGGAAGAUGAUAACAUGACGGGGAAUCCAACCAUCUACCCUCCCAGAUGGGUGUAUCUUAUCUGAGCACCGUUUACAGACUGGGUGCGGUUGGAGUAGACUGCUAGGGUAAUAGUUUCGUGCGCUCUUCUCUCCUCUGCACGCCUCCAUCCCUUCCCUCGGCAAUGUUUUGUUUCGUUCUCCCAUUACUCAACCCCGCCGUCUGUCAUUUAUGAACUUUUAGCGCCGCUGUGCAACAGUUUCUCCGCACCCAGUGCGCGGAAGACUAUGAAGACCACGCGGAAAUGCCGCGCUCUGCUCUCGGUUGGACUCAACCUGGUCGCGCUUUUUUUUUCCACCACCGCGUUCAUUACGACGUACUGGUGCGAGGGCACUCAGCGCGUCCCCAAGCCCAACUGCAGCAAGCAACGGCGGCACAACUGCAUCGACAACGGCACGAACGAGACAGACAAGAGCAAGGUCCACUACAGCUGGGAGACCGGAGACGAUCGCUUUCUGUUCCGCCGUUUCCACACCGGCAUCUGGUACUCCUGCGAGGAAAACAUUCACGGUCCAGGUGAGAAGUGUCGUAGCUUCAUUGAUCUGGCUCCGGCUUCAGAGAGAGGAGUCCUGUGGCUGUCGGUGGUAUCAGAGGUACUAUACAUCAUGCUGUUGGUGGUUGGGUUCAGUCUCAUGUGUCUGGAGCUGUUUCAUUCCAGCAACGUCAUCGACGGACUAAAACUCAACGCCUUCGCUGCUGUUUUCACCGUGCUCUCAGGUCUGCUAGGCAUGGUGGCCCAUAUGAUGUACACCCAGGUUUUCCAGAUCACAGUUAGUCUGGGUCCUGAAGACUGGAGACCCACUCCUGGGACUAUGGAUGGUCCUUCUGGUCAGUACUCAUACUGUCUGUCUGUGUGUUUGGUAUGA